AUGAUGAAUAACAAAGAAUCAUCAUCUAGUCUUGCCCCUCCUGCUACAAGGGUGGCAUCACCAUCUACACCGGGUGGUGGAAAGGGAGGUGCACUUGAAGACCCUUGGUCACUGUUCACUCCUGUUACUUCGACAGAGGUCGAUGAUAUUCAGCUCAAGAUCGAGGAGAAGCUAUUGAAGCAACUCAACUGUCAAGUGAAUCCUUCAAAGAAGUUCAACCUUUGCGAUGUAGCACCAUUCAUAUCAGACGGAGUUGAGGUAUUGGUUGAGGAUGAGUUCACCAAGUGUUUCACCAGUCCAGAGAUCAAUGCAUGGAACUGGAACUUCUAUCUCUAUCCAGCAUGGAUACUUGGUGUCUUUAUCAGAUAUGGAGUACUAUUCCCACUCAGACUAUCUUGUCUCUUGAUUGGCUCGAUGGCCUUUGCCUUCUCAUUCUUCACUGUGUCCACCUUUAUAAAGAACGAUAAGACUAAGAAGCACUACCAACGUAUGCUCCUUCGUUUCCUGUGUACAGUAUUUAUUUUGUCAUGGUCAGGAGUGAUCAAGUACCAUGGAGUACUGCCGUUGAGAAAGAAGAACCAGGUGUUUGUCGCCAAUCACACCACCGUCAUGGACGUCGUCGUACUCCAGAACAAGUUCAACUAUGCCUCUGUCGGACAGAAGCACAAGGGCUUGCUUGGAUUCAUCCAAGACUACUUACUGAGCUGCAUUGGAUGUCUAUGGUUCGAUAGAGCAGAGGCCAAGGACAGAGCAAUCAUUGCCCAACAGAUUUCCAAGCACAUCUCCAAUGAGAGCAGCGAUCCAUUGCUCAUCUUCCCAGAGGGAGUAUGUGUGAACAACAACUACUGUGUCAUGUUCAAGAAGGGUGCCUUCGAUCUCCCCAAUGUUAUCAUCUAUCCAGUUGCAAUCAAGUACAAUACACUGUUUGUUGAUGCAUUCUGGAACUCAAAGAAGCAAUCAUUCAUCAGACAUAUGUUCAAUAUGAUGACAUGCUGGGCAUGCGUAUGUGACGUUUGGUACUUGGAGCCACAGACCAAGCACCCGGAUGAGAGCUCAACACAGUUUGCCAAUCGUAUCAAGGCAAUGAUCGCCAAGAAGGCAGGUCUGAUCAACGUGCCAUGGGAUGGCUACUUAAAGUACUUCAAGCCCAGCUCCAGAUUCGCAGAGCACAAGCAAAGAAUCUUUGCAUCCAGAUUCACCAGAAGAUUCAACGGUGACGAUCUGAUCAACAGUCCACUGGUGAUCAGUGCUAAUGGCAAGCAUGACAUUGCCGUCGAGCCAAUCAGUACAGUCGACAGCAACAGCUCAAAUGAUGCAUCAUCAGAGAGCACUGGUAUCAAACAAAGGAAGCCACAGUCCAACGAA
Molecule: messenger RNA, 1365 nt
Organism: Acytostelium subglobosum LB1
Lineage: Eukaryota; Evosea; Eumycetozoa; Acytosteliales; Acytosteliaceae
Exons: 6
Biological process (GO): triglyceride biosynthetic process
Cellular component (GO): endoplasmic reticulum
Molecular function (GO): glycerol-3-phosphate O-acyltransferase activity
Source: RefSeq, a predicted model, not a curated record